AUGGCCGCGGCGGCGCUCCGCUUCCCGCCGCUCCUCUCCUCGUGCGCCACGCCUACCACCACAGCCGCCACCUGCACCCGGAGGACGGCGUCAGCCACCCUCAGGGUCGCCGCGCAGCCCGGAUCCGCCCCCGCCUCUGCCUCCACCUCCACCUCCGACGGGCCGCCGGAGUUCUCGCCGCCGGACGGGUUCACGCCUCCGGUGCCCAGGCGCUUGGCUAUCAAGGAUGGGCAGCUCGGAAGCGUCGCCGGCGCGGCCCUCGCCGUGCCUUUCCGCCUCGGCACCGGCCUCUUCGUCCAAGGAUACUCGGUAUCACUAGUCUCUGCUGACAAAAUACCCGCAGACCAAUAUUCGCUGGAAUUUCUAGGUCUAAAGGUGAGGGAGACCUCAAAGAUAGAUCAGUGCUGUCGACCAGAAAAACCUAUUGAGAUAUACGAGUUUGAAGGCUAUCCAUUUUGUCGAAAGGUGAAUAUCGUUUUAGUUUACCACGUCUGCAUCUUGUACUUGGCAUUUUUCAUGUAUGGACAACCUUGGUGUUUUUGCCAUGUAAAAUUUCAGGUGAGAGAGAUGGUAGCCGUCUUGGACCUUGAUGUUUUAUUUUAUCCCUGUCCACAAAAGGGGCCAACAUUUCGUCCAAAGGUUUUGGAGAUGGGAGGAAAGAAACAGUUCCCUUACAUGGUGGAUCCAAACACAGGAGUUGCCAUGUAUGAAUCAGAUGACAUCAUAAAAUACCUUGCGGACACAUACGGUGAUGGAACUAUUCCAAUUAUGCUAUCGCUUGGUCUAUUUACGACAAUAACAGCAGGGCUUGCUAUGAUUUGGCGUAUAUGGAAGGGAUCUUCAUACACUGUUUCAAAGCUUCCACCCCAGCCGAUAGAGAUCUGGGCAUACGAGGGCUCUCCUUUCUGUAAAAUAGCACGAGAGGCCCUUGUUGAAUUGGAGUUGCCACACUUGCUACACAGCUGUGCACGUGGCAGCCCCAAGCGACAGGAAAUUUUCAAGAAACUUGGCCUUUUCCAGGUGCCUUAUAUCGAGGAUCCUAACACGGGGGUCAAAAUGUUCGAAAGCUCUGAGAUCGUAGAGUACCUAAAGGCAACAUAUUCACUCUAUCCUCAGUAA
This is a messenger RNA of Triticum turgidum subsp. durum (durum wheat), 1119 nucleotides long. NCBI's taxonomy places the organism in Eukaryota, Viridiplantae, Streptophyta, Magnoliopsida, Poales, Poaceae. The record is from the annotation of a GenBank genome assembly.